Molecule: messenger RNA, 801 nt
Organism: Ogataea philodendri
Lineage: Eukaryota; Fungi; Ascomycota; Pichiomycetes; Pichiales; Pichiaceae
Exons: 1
Coding region: 1-801 (266 amino acids)
Biological process (GO): tRNA N1-guanine methylation
Cellular component (GO): nucleus
Molecular function (GO): tRNA binding
Source: RefSeq, a predicted model, not a curated record
AUGGAGAAGCCAGAGCACCGGGUCAAGCCGGUCAUUCCCGAGGGAAUGAGCAAGUCUGCUUGGAAGAAGGAGCAGCGGCGGUUACGAUGGGACGCUAAUAGAGACAAAAUGCGAAUCCAACGCAAGGAGAAGCGUAAGGCGGUGAAGGAAUCCAGAAAGCUCAAGAACGCAGACAAACCAAAGAAAGACAAGGUUGUGCAGCAAGACAGUGGGUAUUCUGUUGUUGUGGACUGCGCGUUUGACGAUAUGAUGCUUGACAAGGAGAUUGUCUCGACGAGCAACCAGCUGGUGACGAGCUAUGCUGAUAACAAAAAGUAUCCGUAUCGGGUGGAUCUGACAGUGACUUCGUUCGGAAAACGACUCAAGGAACGCUUCGACACGGUUCUUCCUCAUUACGCCAACUGGAAGCCCGAACAUAUGAAAUUCACGCCCGAAAGUUUGGAAUCUGUGCUUCCUGAAGAUUAUUCCAAGGCUGUGUACCUGACCGCGGACACGGACGAGAUACUGGAGACCCUGGAGCCGGGGAUGACCUACAUUGUUGGCGGCAUUGUGGACAAGGGACGGCACAAGCUACUGUGUAAGAAAAAGGCGGACGAGCUCGGCAUACCGACCAAAAGACUCCCAAUAGACGAAUACAUCAAGAUCAGUGGCCGGCGUGUGCUGGCCACCUCGCACGUUGUGGAGAUGCUGAUUCGACGAAACGAGUUCGACAGCUGGAAAGAGGUGUUUGAGUCGGUGAUCCCGCUGAGAAAGGUGAAGAAGGCGGCCGAAGAGACCGAGGAGGGGGAGGAAACUGAAUAA